AUGCCGGACCUCAAAUUGCCUGAGGCGACUUGGGGCAGACCUCCUGGCCGCACCGCGAAGAGAAAGCGCCCGGACCCUGACUUCGACAUCGCCAUUGACCCAGACAGUCAAGUUGAUCGCUUCAAACGCCAAAAUAUUGGGAAUGAUACCAUCGAUCUGACUCCAUCACAUCGAAUACCUGAUGUCCUGGGGUCGCAAGAAACGGAUCCUGCCUAUACAACCUCAACAAGAGAGUCUCAGCGCUCUCAGCUUCCAGCCCCUCUGCUAGAUUUACUGUCCUCCCAGCCCUUGCGAAAGCCAUCAAUAUCACCCUCUUAUCAAUCAACUACACUUCCAUCAGAGUCUCAGUCGCCCGAUUUGCCCGCCUCCGCCAUAUCUGAGCUUGAAACCCUAAGUGCUGACAACCAACUCGACAAGCCCAACGACAAAGGCAAGGCCAUCCAAAAAUGGGAUCCUAAGGUGUGGGACGAGAAUGAAUUCGACAGCGACGAGGAGAAUAUGAGCCUAGCAGUCACGAUGAAACUAGCCACCGAGCUCUCCCUCUUGAAGUCGUUCCUUGAGAUCUACAGAAAGUUCAACAUCCAUUCGCAACAGUGGGACUGUGGGUUAGUGGGUCCAUUAUGA
Molecule: messenger RNA, 624 nt
Organism: Letharia lupina
Lineage: Eukaryota; Fungi; Ascomycota; Lecanoromycetes; Lecanorales; Parmeliaceae
Exons: 1
Coding region: 1-624 (207 amino acids)
Source: RefSeq, a predicted model, not a curated record